CUGUCAGUUGGCAGCUUUGAGAUCAUCUGCUCCGCGCCAUCAACCGCGUUUUGAUACAACACCCACGAGUCGGCUUCUCGACACUUUGCGGGCUUACUUUCUGUUUAUAUUUUUUCGUUUGUUUGGUAUUAGUGUACAGUUAGAGUUUGGUGCCUCACUUCUAUUACAACUGGACAACUUCGGCGCAGGCGCACCAACAUUUCUGGCCCGCCGUAACGAUGCUCUCCAGGUUAGCAAUCCGCACUCUGCGGGCGCCGGCCCUUCAGGGGCUGGGAAGGACGACAGCACCCAGGCAGACAACAUCUCUGCUUGCAUCGCGAACAUGGACACGAGGGAUGGCAAAGAACAACAAGCCCUCCCCAACACCGAGCCAACAAACCAGCAAGUCCAACGCGCCAUCCGAAGAGCAAGCGGCAAGUCUACCACCUAAGCAGUCAGAAAAUGCCACCAAGCCGGAGGCAUCUGAUGCCCAACCUGAACAAGUACCUUUCAAUCUCCCUGACCUCACAAAGGGUCUACCGUCCACAUUCGAGUACGAGGCGUCAGGCGCAGAUAAGGCAUCUAAGAUGGCUUUGGAAGGGGUGACGUCGGCAGGAGGACGUGGCAAGGGAGAACUUCCCGCAUCAGCUUAUGUCUCAUCUUCAGACCGGAGGCGACAAAAGGUUGCCCAAUGGGUGUUUUAUGGGUUUGUAGCUGGUGGUAUUUUCGGUGUUGUAUUCUUGGGAAGGAACUGGGAGGACGAAGAGGAGCGUGCCAAACAUGCCGACGUACCAGAUGGUUGGACGCCUGGGCUCUGGUGGAAGCGUGCCAUGGCUCGCAUGGGUGACACGGUCAGCUACUACCAAGAACCAGCUUUCGAGAAGCUCCUGCCCGAUCCCGAUCCGGUGAACUCUCCCCCAUACACUCUGUGUAUUAGCUUGGAAGAUCUGCUUGUCCACAGCGAGUGGACAAGAGAUCAUGGAUGGCGUGUAGCCAAGCGUCCCGGCGUCGACUACUUCAUUCGCUACCUCAGCCAGUACUAUGAGUUGGUGUUGUUUACAUCCGUCCCGUACGGAAUUGCCGAGCCUCUAUGGCGUAAGAUGGAUCCUUUCAGGUUUGUCCAAUGGCCGCUUUUCCGAGAGGCAACCAAGUAUGUGGAUGGAAAGAUCGUCAAGGACCUAUCUUACCUCAACCGCGACCUUUCCAAGGUUAUCAUUAUUGACACAAACCCUGAGCAUGUGAGCGCUCAACCUGAGAACGCUAUAAUUCUGCCAAAGUGGACAGGUGACGCACAAGACAAAGAUCUUGUGGCGCUCAUCCCGUUCCUCGAGUACAUUCACACCAUGCAAUACCCCGACGUGCGCAAGGUUCUUAAGUCUUUUGAGGGCAAGAACAUUGCCGAGGAGUUUGUCCGCCGCGAGGCCAUCGCACGAAAGAAGUUCCAGGAGCAGCUCGAGCAAAACCGCAAAAAGCACCCUAACAAGCCCGGCUCCGGCGUUUUUGGUGCCCUUGGUAGUGCCUUCGGCCUCAAGCCCAGUAAGAUGAGCAUGAUGGUACCCGUCGAGGGCGAGGAGAGCGUGGCGGACGCGUUGGCCCAGGGCAAGAUGCUUCAGGACAUCGCUCGUGAGCGGGGUCAGAGGCAAUAUGAGCGCAUCGACAAGAUGGUGCGUGAGAAUGGCGAAAAGUGGCUCAAGGAAGAGGCCGAGAUGAUGGAGAAGAUGCAGGCCGAGGCCAUGGCCAACAUGAAGACGGGCUUCAUGGGCUGGUUCGGCUCAUCUGAGAAGAAGGAGGAAGCGAAGGACGAGCCCAAGAAGGCUUGAUUUAACACGCGCUCGCUUUCGAUCAAACGUGGCGAUGGCUAGGCGCCACGUUGCCCUAUUUGUCCACGGCAUACCUAUACUCUCUUCUCUCGAUUGUGUUGGUCAUUUACGUAACACUUUUGGUGCUGCGGAACCCAUACUGGCUGGGUUGUCCGGGUGUCUCGGAGGUUUCGUCCUUUUUGUUUCCGGCGCGGGGUGCACUUAUAGAGUGACGUUCUCAUCUGGGACGUCAGGUGUGGGAUGGUCUGUACGCCUUAACUGUACUAUAUUGUCUAUAUUACCCGCCUAUGGGAAGAAAAUAAUACCAA
Molecule: messenger RNA, 2107 nt
Organism: Pyricularia grisea
Lineage: Eukaryota; Fungi; Ascomycota; Sordariomycetes; Magnaporthales; Pyriculariaceae
Exons: 2
Coding region: 219-1799 (526 amino acids)
Molecular function (GO): phosphoprotein phosphatase activity
Source: RefSeq, a predicted model, not a curated record